UCUUUCAUGUUAAUUAUGGCAAGAAAAUGGGAAGGGAGAUUUUUUAACCCAAGCCAUAACAUUCAGAGGUAUGGCAGCAUACUCCUUUAAUCCCAGCAGAGGCAGCAGGAUCUCUGAGUUCAAGGCCAGCCUGGUCUACAUAAUGCGGCCCUGUCUCAAAAACAAAACACAAACUGUAACAUCAGUGACCAGCUUGUCGCCAUGCAGUAGUAAGAUCUGGCGAUGCUCUUGUCCUGCAGGUGUGGCACCUCUCAGAAGAGAAGCAAAUCAACGUAUGCUCCCAGCUGGAUUGGAAACGUGCACUCGCUGUCCAUCUCUGGUAUUUCCUCCCACCAACAGCCUCCAUCUCCAGGGCUCUCAGCAUGUAUGAAGACGCCUUUCAGAAUACUUGUGAGGGUGAUAAAUAUGCCUGUUCCCCUCUUCCUUCAUACCUGGAGGGUUUUGGCUGUAUGGUAGAAGAAGAAAAAGACUCCCAGAGACCACUUCAGGAUGUUUGCUUUCAUCUCCUAAAACUCUACAGUGACAGACACUAUGACCUGAACCAGCUGUUGGAACCCCGAAGCAUAACUGCAGAUCCCUUGGACUACCGCCUAAGCUGGCACCUUUGGGGAGUGCUUCGUGCCCUUAACUACACCCAUCUCUCAGAACAGUGUGCAGGUGUGCUACAAGCCAGUUAUGCUGGCCAGCUGGAAAGUGAAGGACUCUGGGAGUGGGCUGUCUUUGUCUUCCUGCACAUUGACAACUCCGGCAUGCGGGAGAAGGCUGUUCGAGAGCUGCUGACAAGGCACUGCCAGCUGUCGGAGACCCCUGAGUCUUGGGCUAAGGAGGCUUUCCUUACGCAGAAGCUUUGUGUGCCUGCUGAGUGGAUUCAUGAGGCCAAAGCAGUUAGAGCACACAUGGAGUCCAAUAAGCACUUGGAGGCCCUCUACUUGUUUAAAGCUGGUCACUGGAACCGCUGCCACAGACUCCUCAUCCGGCACCUAGCUUCUGAUGCCAUUAUUAAUGAGAACUAUGACUACCUGAAAGGAUUCUUGGAAGAUCUGGCACCUCCGGAGCGCAGCAGCCUGAUUCAGGACUGGGAAACAUCUGGGCUUGUUUACCUGGAUUAUAUCCGGGUAAUUGAAAUGCUCCACCACAUUCAACAGGUGGAAUGCUCAGGUUAUGAACUAGAGCACUUACAUACCAAAGUGACUUCACUGUGCAACCGGAUAGAGCAGAUUCCGUGUUACAAUGCCAAGGAUCGCCUGGCUCAGUCAGAUAUGGCCAAGCGUGUAGCCAACUUGCUUCGAGUAGUGCUGAGCCUUCAGCAUGCCCCUGAUGCCGCCUCCAACUCGACGCCAGACCCUCAGCGAGUUCCUUUGCGUCUCUUGGCUCCCCACAUUGGCAGGCUUCCCAUGCCUGAGGACUAUGCCUUGGAGGAACUGCGUGGCCUCACACAGUCCUACCUUCGAGAAUUGACUGUUGGGAGCCAGUGAGCCUGGCUCUUGUCACCACACUCACGCCCGUUCACACUCACCACACAGCAGUCCCCAGCACUGUUGGCAUUGACACUUUGCCCGUCUCUGGGCUGACUGUGGAGUCCUCCGUCCCUUUCUGCUGCCCCAAGCAGCAUCCUCUACUUGGUCAGGGCUUUUCCUAACCCUGAACAUAGCCUGUGAUAGUGCACAAGGGCUUCUAGAACCAAAAAAAAAAAAAAAAAAAAAAUCACCAUUUGCCAACCUCAAGACCAUUCAAUUUCUUUUUCUUUUGAAAAAUGGUCAAUAAAACGUCUUUGGCAGAACCUCACAAAAAACAGGGAACUCUUUCCUACAACCAGAGUUCUGAAUCUUGUGUGUAACACACACACACUCCCAUGCCAACUUCUAACCUCCACCACUUUCAGCCCUUUUGUACCAUUAUUGUCUGAGGCAGGUAAGACAUACCUGAUAAGUGACUGGCUGCCCUUCCCUAACAGAUUUGUCCCCAUGAGGAGCAGUGGUUCGGGGAGUCAGCGAGCGUGCGACCUUACUCUUCGACAUGUCUGAGAUAGAAGGCUGUCUGCCAUAGAGGCAGAGAUCUUCAAGGCUCUUGUGUCCUCACCUUGCAUAUCCCGUGGAUGUCCCACUACCAUGUGCAGAUGAGGUCUCUGCCCUUGAUAAUCAGUCCUCCUCCUGCAUUUGCCAGAGGACUUUGGGGGUUUCUCCCUGCCCUCCCAUCUAGCCAAGAACAUCUCCACCAUUCAUCCACCCUCCCAGAAGCUAAAACUGUCCCUGGGGCAGGUAGAAAAGGCCUUCACCACAUUGCCGCCAGCUGUGGGAAGUCCCAGGCACUGGCCUGAGACAGCUGAUAUUUGGGGCUGUCACAGACAAUAUGGCCACUGCUGGGUCUUUAUGCAUGAAGAUUAUGUAAAGGUUUUUAUUAAAAAAAAAAAAAAGUAUAUAUAUAUAUAUAAAUGAUCUAGAUUAUUUUCCUCUUUCUGAAGUACUUUCUUAAAAAAAUAAAAUGAAAUGUUUAUAGUA
Molecule: messenger RNA, 2498 nt
Organism: Psammomys obesus (fat sand rat)
Lineage: Eukaryota; Metazoa; Chordata; Mammalia; Rodentia; Muridae
Gene: Nup98
Product: nucleoporin 98 and 96 precursor
Exons: 7
Coding region: 363-1475 (370 amino acids)
Source: RefSeq, a predicted model, not a curated record